AUGAGGUUGGCGGUGGUUGGAUGCUUGAUGGGGUGUGUGUUGGGUCAGGAUAGUGUGAUCAAUGAGUACAUAAGUUCCAUGCCGUUUCCGGUGGAUAUUGUGACCCCCAAGUACUCGUUCAUUGGUUACGAAAAGUACGCCGCGUCGUAUUGUGAUAUCGAGACCAUGGAGUUGCUGAGCAACAUCGUUUUGAUCAAUGACGGCGUACCUGCGAUGGACCCGGCUGCUGCCAAGGCCGAGAAGGCGUCUCAGAUGGACGCCUUCUUGGCUGCAGUUCCUCAUUACCGAAAAUUUCAUGAGUCCGGUGCUUCCUUCCGGCAGGCCCUGGACUUCACACAGAGGCUUUUAAGACACACUGACGCACUUAACCAAGAAGCAACAAUGCUCCGAAGAACCAACAGCUCAAACGAUAAUGACUCAAGCAUCAAGGGUGAUAGCGCUCAGACGACGGCGAGUCGUCGAAUGAGCAUGAACUAUGUGCCAGUGCUCCUUCCAGAAGACGUCUACUCGCCAGAGGAGAAGUUACGCGCACUUAUCGCAACGCACUUCUCGGUACAAGCCGGUGGUCAGAAGCUCGGCACGCUCGUGAAGCUGCACAGCGAAAUGCCUGAGGGACACGAAAACGAUGUCGUGAUGGCCGCUAUACACAGGCUACGUUCCCGCAAGACAGGGGGGAAUAGUGAGCAGCAGAAUAGUGAGCAGCAGAAUAGUGAGCAGCAGAAUAGUGAGCAGCAGCGUGAGCAGCAGAAUAGUGAGCAGGAGCGUGAGCAGCAGCGUGAGCAGCAGCGUGAGCAGACGGCGAUGGAGUCCAUUGCGGGGUACCUACGGGAGCUUUGGAAGAGUUCCAAGCAGGGCCUUAAUCAAGAGAAGGCCUUGGAUGAGUUGUUUAAUAAAUUAGUUGAAGACGACAGGAAGGGAGUGGAGAAAAAGGGAGAAGCCAUGGACGGUGACCAGAAUCCGUGGGGCUUACCUGAAGGAACGCUGUCAUUUUUUAUGAGCAAUGCCUUUGGUGAGAUGUUCUCGGCGCUCUUUCAAGAUGUGGGUGAGUGGAUCGACGGUCUAAACGGUUAUUGGUGGACAGACGGCGGUAAGGUGGGUCUGGCCGAGGGUCUGUGUCGAGGUAUCCAAGCCGGUCUACAAGUGGACGGAGGCAUGAGUCCGUGGACUUCAUGUGCCUUGCCAUCAGCCUUCUUUGCGUAUAUUGUGUGUGGCAACACACAGUUGCAGAUUGACUGUACGAACUACAAGUUUGCGGAUCCGUCAUUAGACUUGUGCGAUAUGUUCGAGGCUCAGGAGGUGUACGACUUGUCGUUGAUUCCUAUGGAGGAGGGGGUUGAUGCCACGGUGAACCACUUCAGCGACGCGGGUUACGAGAAAGAUGGCCGGUCGAUGUGGCUGAUGCAAUCGAGUAUUGCAAAGCAGGCCAUGAGUACGACACAGCGUCAGUGCAUGAUCGCAGCGGACGACCCGGACUUUUUAUUGGAUCUCUUGCCAGGUUGGGACAUUGUGCAUGAGACGUGGUUGAACGAGGAGACAAGUUACAUGACGCAGUUCACAACGAACAAAUACGUGCCUUACAGCACGAUUGCGAAGAAGAGGACGACGGCAACCGACGGCACCUGCGAGUUCAUGAUGAUUUCUCGUGGCACCAUCAACGGAUGGGAAUGGUGGGUCGACUUCAAGUUCGAGAUGAAGCCAAUUCCGUACUCCACUGAUCCCGAGGCGCUGGCACAUAGUGGGUACCUUAAUCUCGCAACCCCCAUUGUUGAGGCCAACAGCAACUACAUGAUGCGACACCACUUCGACGUGCCCGCAGACACCGUGGCCGGAGAAGACUUAUAUAACCAGUACAGCUACUGCGACCCAAAUAAGACGAGCAUUUGGUUCGUAGGACAUUCACUAGGUGGCGGGAUGAGCAACCUACAGUCGCUCAUUUGGGGGCUGCGUUGGAAAACGGCGUUUCCGCAGAUGCAGCUGUACAAUUUUGCCGCCGCCAGCUUCGCUAUUUACAACGAAAACACGCGUGCGAUGCAUUCGAAGCUGGUAAAUAGUCGGAACGUUCGUUACGAACGAGACUUCGUGCCCGGGAUUAUGUGCCAGAACACGGGCGCUACACGUUGCGCUCCGAACCCUUUCGCUUCAGGGCUUCACGGUGCUGGACUUGAGCAACCGACGUCGCUCCUGUCCGGGGCGGUCAUCCUGCGCAGCAAGGAAGACUUCGUCGACUAUGACCCUGAUAAUCAAUGGUGGUUCGGCGACGACCACUUCUUCAUGGUCCCCGGCCUCCUUCAGAUGACCACAAUCCUCUCCUUCAUUAACAUGCCCAUGAUACUACAGCCUGCCGCCUGCCACCUGUGCAGCUACCGAUGCUACUUCUCCUCCCACUUCUGCACCAAGGACGUCACCAACCAGACCGAGUGCUUCCGUGGACCGGUCAACUACGACAAUGAAGCGAAUUGCGUCAAUCAACAACUCACCAUACCCGACGUCAAGUCCAAGAACGACGGACCCAACUACCUUGGCAGCCUCAACUGUACCUUCAACGAGCAGGCCUUUGCUGUUAAGCAGCCCUGUUGGUACCUCUCGCCCGGCAUAAGACUCAAUGCCGUUCAAGACCUUAUUAACUGA
Messenger RNA from Gregarina niphandrodes, 2628 nucleotides. Its product is annotated as lipase. Lineage: Eukaryota; Apicomplexa; Conoidasida; Eugregarinorida; Gregarinidae. The transcript has a single exon. The record is from RefSeq and is a predicted model, not a curated record. The coding region runs from base 1 to 2628 and encodes 875 amino acids. Gene Ontology annotation, biological process: lipid metabolic process.